Apis cerana (Asiatic honeybee) is the source of this 1833-nucleotide messenger RNA. It is a transcript of the gene Nse4, whose product is annotated as SMC5-SMC6 complex kleisin component Non-SMC element 1. Gene Ontology annotation, cellular component: Smc5-Smc6 complex; nucleus. The record is from RefSeq and is a predicted model, not a curated record. Gene Ontology annotation, biological process: DNA repair. NCBI's taxonomy places the organism in Eukaryota, Metazoa, Arthropoda, Insecta, Hymenoptera, Apidae.
ACUGUGAUGAAAGGUUAAUGUGAGUUAGUGCUAGGUGUACUGAUUAUGAUAAUAAAGAAAGAAAUUUUUCUAUUAUAUCUAUUGCAUAAAAACAAUGCUUGUUUAAUUAAUUAUUAUUAUAUUAUAUAAAUAAUUACAGAUAAAUUAUUUUUAAUUUAAUUAAAUUUCUUCAAUAAAAUAAUUCAAAAUGUCAUCAAACAAUUCUAUGUCCGAUGAAAAUACAAUCUCGCGAACACCACAAAAACGCAAAGAAAUUCUAAGGAAAAUAAUAACUAGAGCUCAAUCUUUACAAGAAUCAAUUAAUGAUGAAACUAUAAAAACUCUGGAAUUAUGCAUGGAAGAAACAGACAAUAUAAAUUCUGAAACAAGUAUAGAAGAAAAGGUACAUAAUCAAGAAGAAGUAUUAAUGGAUUCAGAAAUGAUGCACAUAUCUUCUAAUGUUUUAAAACAUUGUACAAGAUCCUUAACAAAAGUUGUAUGCUCAUAUAAUCAUAUAGAAUUUGCUAAAAAAAUAGUACAAUAUGUAAAACAACUUCCAGAUGUCGAACCAGAAACACCAGAUUGGUCACUUCUGGAAUCGCAAGUUAUAAAAUGCUUUAAAAGAACACCUCAAUAUAGUACAUUGCUAGGUUUUAUUCAAUUUUACUAUAAAACUUGUAUAAUUAAUAUUUAUUUUUUAUUACAUUAUAUAUUUAUUUUAUGUAUAUUUUUAGGUACUUUAACACCACUAGAAAAAAAAGAAAUUAAUAAAAAAAAACCUGUAAAAAUAAAGGAAACUCAAGCACAAAUUAAAAGACCAGAUAAUGUUGUAACAAUUGAAAAGGAAGAAGAAGGGCCAGAAGAAACUGUAAAAAUGAAAGAGUUUAUCUCUAAAUAUUAUAAAAUUUAUCGCAAACCGCUCGAUUUUUUCAAAUUAAUUUUACAUCCUAAUGAUUUUGGAAAAACAAUUCAAAAUAUUUUACAAAUAUCUUUUCUUGUUAGAGAUGGAAAGAUAAAAAUAACAAAAGGUACAAUGUUAGUUUUUGCAAUUAUUAAAAUCUAUAUAUAUUUCUAUUUAUUAAAUAUUAUUUUCUUGAUAGAUGCAUCUGGAAUACUAGUUGUUCAACCUUGUACUAAAGAUAUGACAGCUCAAAUGAAGACAGGAAAUAUUGAAAAUAUUCAAAACGUAAUGUAUUUAAACAUGGAACAGUGGAAGAUCCUGAAAAAUAUUUAUCGAUUGGAAAAUCCAUUAAUUGAAUCUGAAAUAAAAUAAUUUCCUUUAUAUCUUAAAUGAAAAAUAUUUUGUAAAAACAAAAAAUAUUUGGCCUUUUUUCUCUAUAUUUUUGUAAAAUUUUUAUUAAUUUCUAACAUAUACUGUAAUAUUAAAGUAUAUGUUAUAAAUAAUAACAAUAUCAAUUUAAUAUGAAAACAUCUAGAACAAAAUUACACAAUUUAUAUAAAAUUUAUGAUUAAUUAUGUUCAUGAUGUUUUCGAAAAAUUUAUGUACUUUUUGUGAAAUUUCGAACGGAAAACAAUCUUCUAAUUCACGUACAUUGUUGUUUAAAAAUCCCUAUACUUUUGGAUAAAAACUAAUAUUUAUAGAAAAAAAGAAACAGGCCUGUAUUAUUAGAAGAUCGUUUUAAUUACUUUUUAAUGACAUGAUUAAUGACUGUGAAUUAAUUUAUUGUUUUGCCAACGAUUCUGCUUUCGCUACUACUUCUUCAAUUGGACCGACCAUGUAGAAUGCAACUUCCGGCAAAUGAUCAUAAUCUCCAGCAAGAAUUUUCUUAAAUCCUUUAAUAGUUUCUUCUAAUGGUACUAAUUUACCAGCGUGACCAGUAAAUACCUCAGCAA